Molecule: messenger RNA, 2409 nt
Organism: Aspergillus ochraceoroseus IBT 24754
Lineage: Eukaryota; Fungi; Ascomycota; Eurotiomycetes; Eurotiales; Aspergillaceae
Product: lysophospholipase family protein
Exons: 3
Coding region: 369-2282 (637 amino acids)
Biological process (GO): glycerophospholipid catabolic process
Cellular component (GO): intracellular membrane-bounded organelle; cytosol
Molecular function (GO): A2-type glycerophospholipase activity
Source: RefSeq, a predicted model, not a curated record
CAUCCCUCUCUGGCCUCAGCUACGGAUAUGCCGGAUCCCGCCCUGCCUUGACAACAGCAUGAAUCGGACUUUUUGCUCCCGAUUGCUGUACGCCAAUCAAGACCCGUUGACCCAUAGUUCUUGAAUUUCAGCCACCAGCUGCGAUCUUCAUCUCUGGGAAUUCUGGAGAACUUGGUUGGCUAAGCUCCGCUGGCAUUGUGACUCGCUGCACAAAGGCCCCUGGUUUUAAAUUGGGCUAAUCUGCCUGUUGUCUCACGUUGCCUGCCUGCUCCAGAAUUGAACAAAGGGCCCUUGAUUUCCCCCGAUUUGCGUUGGUGACGACCUCUUGCUAUAAUCGCGACAAGGCAGCUUUUUCGUCAGUCGUCAAAAUGAAGGCUACAACUACUGUCCUUGCUCUGGCUGGAUUGCUGUCCGGUGCAGGUGCAACCGCAAUCCCUACCAGCGCCGACGUCGAGGUAUCGUUGAUUGAGCGUGCACUUCCCAAUGCCCCGGAUGGAUACACCCCUCGUUCAGUCAGCUGCCCUGCCAACCGGCCUACAGUGCGUACGGCGUCAUCACUCUCGCCCAACGAGACUUCCUGGUUAGAGACCCGACGCGCAAAAACCGAGUCGGCCUUGAAGGACUUUUUCGGACAUGUCUCUAUUCAGAAUUUCGACGCGGUUAGCUAUCUCAACCGGAUCGCUACCAACACGUCAAACCUGCCCAAUGUCGGAAUCGCGGUCUCUGGGGGUGGAUACCGGGCUUUGAUGAAUGGUGCUGGUGCUAUUAAGGCGUUUGAUAGCCGUACUGCGAACUCGACCAGCUCGGGUAAGCUGGGAGGGCUGCUACAAUCUGCAACCUAUCUGGCGGGUCUUAGUGGUGGUGGAUGGCUUGUGGGUUCAAUCUACGUUAAUAACUUCACCACCAUUUCGGCGCUGCAGACGACGGGCGAUGGUGAGGUAUGGCAAUUCCAAAAUUCCAUUUUCGAAGGCCCGCAUGAUGGCAGUAUACAGCUGCUCGAUUCUACGAGUUACUACAAAGAUAUCUAUGAUGAGGUCCAAGGCAAGAAGGAUGCCGGGUAUGAGACUUCAAUCACAGAUUACUGGGGACGCGCCCUUUCCUAUCAACUCAUCAAUGCUACUCACGGUGGUCCCAGCUAUACUUGGUCGUCCAUUGCGUUGACUGAGCAGUUCCAGCAAGGCAACAUGCCAAUGCCAUUGCUGGUUGCCGAUGGUCGGUACCCGGGAGAGCUUCUGAUCGAUGGCAAUGCCACCGUCUACGAGUUCAACCCUUGGGAAUUCGGCACGUUCGAUCCCACGAUCUAUGGAUUUGUGCCCUUGGAGUACUUGGGCUCUCGUUUUGUUGGAGGCUCUAUCCCUUCGAAUGAGAGCUGUGUGCGCGGCUUUGACAAUGCCGGAUACGUGAUGGGCACGUCCUCUACGCUGUUUAACCAGUUUUUCCUGCAGAUUAAUAGCACUGAUCUCCCUAGUUUCCUAACUCACGCAUUGUCGGACAUCCUUGCCAAGAUCGACAAGGAUGAUGACGAUAUCGCUGUGUACUCGCCAAACCCCUUCUAUCAAUGGAGGAACGAGUCGUCGCCCUAUGCGAGCCAGGCCGACCUUGAUAUUGUGGAUGGCGGAGAGGACUUGCAGAAUAUCCCUCUUCACCCUUUGCUUCAGCCUGAACGUAAGCUCGAUGUCAUAUUCGCCGUCGACUCCUCCGCAGAUACCACAUACAACUGGCCCAAUGGCACUGCCCUCGUUGCUACCUAUGAACGUAGCCUGAACUCUUCGGGCAUCGCUAACGGCACCGAGUUCCCCGCCGUUCCGGACCAGAACACCUUCGUCAACUUGGGCUUGAACACACGACCCACCUUCUUCGGAUGCAACAGCUCCAACACCUCCGCCCCAUUGGUCGUCUAUAUCCCGAACUAUCCGUACUCCUUUUUAUCCAACUUUUCCACCUUCGACCCAAGCUACAAGGAGGCCCAACGAGACGACGCCAUUAUGAACGGAUACAACGUUGCCACUAUGGCUAACAGCACCAGGGACAGUGACUGGUCUGCCUGCGUGGGUUGUGCGAUCCUCAGUCGCUCCUUCGACCGUACCAACACGCAAGUGCCUGACCUGUGCACUACGUGCUUCAACAGAUACUGCUGGAAUGGCACCACCAACAGCACAGAUCCUUCAGGUUAUGAGCCGAGCGAGGUCUUGGUGGAGAGUAAGAGUGCCGCGUCGGGUGUCUUCCCUGCUGUUCUGUCGACCGUAGUUGUGGCCAGUGUUACUAUCUUCACGAUGCUGUAAAGGACUGGCAAAUACGCGAUUACUGUAUAUAUAGACGGGUUGUCUACUCUGUAUGUUCGUCAUAGAUUUGAAGCGCUAGCCGAGUUUUACGGUGGAUGCGAUGCCACAUUUUCAGGAUCAAUGCGCG